AUGGCUCCUCCUGGGACGUCGCUGUGGUGGCAGGUGUUCCGCGUGCUGUCUCCGCACACGGACCGCGCCAUGCGCCAGCUCAAGCACAACUACCUGGAGGCGUCGCUGGGCAUCCAGUUCCGGCAGGCCAGGCCCCUGCUGUGCGCCAGCGCGGUCAACCAGCUGCUGGGGAUGGUGGUGAGCUACAUGUACGUCGCAGAGCCCAGGUUCCUCAACAGCACGCGCAGGAAGGUGGAGGAAAUGAUCGAGGACAUCCAGAAGGCGUUUGAGACGCUGGUGACGCUCUCUGACUGGCUGGACCAGACCACCAAAGAGGCCACCAUCACGAAGGUCCGCGCCAUGAGCCGGCUGGUCGCCUUCCCCGACUGGCUGGCCAACAGGACCACCUUUGAGGAAUACUACCAGGAGCUGGAGAUCCAGGUGGGGGAACAUCUGGAGAAUAUGCUGGGAAUCCUGCGGUUGCAAGUCUACUCCAUGCUGUCGACUUUACGAACCACAAACAAUAACGUCAGGGCACUGAAUUACGGGGCCAUAGGGAGCAUCCUGGCUCACGAAGUCACUCACGGCUUUGAUGAUACAGGUCGUCAGUACGACCCGAGAGGUGAACUGGUGCCGUGGUGGACCAACAGAACAGUGGAGGCAUACAGUAACCGCACACAGUGCUACAUCAACCAGUACAGCGCCUAUGAGGUUCCGGAAGUCAACAAAAAGGUUGAUGGAGAGCAGACGCUGGACGAGAACAUCGCAGACAAUGGGGGCCUGCUGGAGGCGUUCGUAGCCUACCAGCUGUACCUCAUACGCAACCGUAAUGAGGAUGGCGUGCUGCCUGGAUUCCAGAACUUCACUCAUAACCAAAUGUUCUUCAUCGGAUAUGGAAACAUGUGGUGUACAGCGAGCACGCCCCGAGGCCUCCAGUGGGCCCUGGAGGACGAGCACGCGCCCAACCACGUCAGGGUGCAGGGCACGCUCUCCAACCUUCCCAACUUCGCCGAAGCCUUCAGCUGUCCAAAUGGGUCGCGCAUGAACCCUAACAACCGCUGCAAGCUCUGGUAG
This is a messenger RNA of Schistocerca piceifrons (Central American locust), 1053 nucleotides long. RefSeq names its product endothelin-converting enzyme homolog. Gene Ontology annotation, biological process: protein processing. Gene Ontology annotation, cellular component: plasma membrane. The record is from RefSeq and is a predicted model, not a curated record. Gene Ontology annotation, molecular function: metalloendopeptidase activity. Lineage: Eukaryota; Metazoa; Arthropoda; Insecta; Orthoptera; Acrididae. The transcript is spliced from 9 exons. Bases 1 to 1053 code for a protein of 350 amino acids.